AUGGAAGCGCCCCAGAUCUAUUCGGCCGUCUACUCUGGCGUCGAUGUAUACGAGAUGGAAGUCAAUGGCGUCGCCGUCAUGCGACGUCGCCAUGACAGCUGCUUGAAUGCGACACAGAUCCUCAAGGUCGCCAAUAUCGACAAAGGAAAGCGCACCAAGAUCCUCGAGAAGGAAAUCCAGACAGGCGAGCAUGAGAAGGUCCAGGGUGGAUAUGGCAAAUACCAGGGCACCUGGAUCAAGUUCGAGCGUGGCGUGGAGGUAUGCCGCCAGUACGGUGUGGAGGAGCUCCUUCGACCGCUCCUUACCUACGACAUGGGCCAGGACGGCGGCAUUGCCGGCCAAGGCGACUUCAAUACCCCGACCAAGGAGCAGGCCAUGGCCGCCCAGAGGAAGCGUAUGUACAGCGCCAACAAUGCGGAAGGCCGCACGCACGGGCCGUCGGGCACGUUCUUCAAGAACAUCUCCAGCACAGCGUCAAAUGCCGUCGCUGCUAUCAGCAAGGCGCGUUUCGAUUCGCCGGGCCCCCGUGGUCGCAACGGGCCCUCCCGCCCGCCUGGGCUCAGCCGACAGUCUUCCAUGCAGAACAUGGACGACUUUCCCGGCAACUCCCAGCAGAGUUUUACGUCGGAUUUCGGUCACAACGACUCCGCCUAUUCAACACAGAACACACAGAUCUUUGGCGACGAGCCUGCGAGGAAACGGCAGCGUGUCUUCACUCCCGCUGAUAGCUUCGGCGGUUACAACUCACAGUCGAUGGAGAUGUACGCAAACGAGUUUCCCGGGUCUCCGACAGAGCCAAACGCGUCCUUCAUGUACUCGCAGGUCGCAAUGGACAACCAGAACGACUCAAUGCCUCUCGUGCCGCUACCCUUCGACCUCUCGCCGGAGGCAGAGCGCAAACGCAACCAACUGAUGAGCCUUUUCCUUGAUAACAACGGGAAUCAGCCGUACCACGAGAUCCUGCAAGCCAUGAGCCCCCUAGACCUGGACUCGCCGAUCGACGCCUCCAGUCACACAGCACUGCACUGGGCUGCUACCCUGGCCCGCAUACCUCUUCUGAAGGCCCUCAUUGCGUCCGGUGCUAAUCCAUACCGAGUCAACUCAUCGGGCGAGACCGCGCUCAUGCGGGCAUCCGCUGUCACGAACAAUUCAGACCAGGUCUCUUUCCCCGAGCUCCUCGAUGUUCUUGGCAGCACGAUCGACAUCCGCGACAACAGGGGCCGGACUGUGCUUCAUCAUAUCGCUGUCACGAGUGCUGUCAAGGGCCGCAGUCACUCAAGCAGAUACUAUCUGGAGAGCCUGCUAGAGUGGGUAGUGCGCCAGGGAGGCGUGGCCAGCAGUCAGGAGGGCAGCAGUCCCAAGAUGGGAAUCGGUCGCUUCAUGAGCGAGAUUGUCAACGCGCAGGACAAGUCGGGAGACACCGCGCUCAACAUUGCUGCGAGGAUAGGCAAUCGAAGCAUCGUUGCGCAGCUCAUCGAGAUUGAGGCUGAUCCAACAAUUGCAAACAAGGCAGGCCUGCGACCAGUCGACUUUGGUGUCGGUACUGAUGCCGGCACCACCGAGCUGAACGGUGAUAUCACGCCGACAGCAGCCGAAAAGACGGCGCCUGCUGGCAGCACGCACAAGAGCCGCGAAAGCGGAGACGAGAUCAUCUCAUCUAUUACACAUCUCCUAAACGAGACGACGUCAGGCUUUCAGGCUGAGCUUAAGAAGAAGCAAAAAGACCUGGACGCGCUACAUGCCUCGCUGCGGACGACCUCGACAGAAAUGGGCGAGUCCAGACGGACGUUGGAAACAUUACAAGCGCGAUCGAAGGCACAGUCUCUGGGACGCCAGAAGACGAUGAACUUGAGCCGGGGCCUCGAGGAAGAGCAGAAGCGAUUAUCACGGUUAGAACAGAAUCUACCAGGCCUCAACACCGGUAAUGAGUGGGAAGUCAAGGUCACUUCUGCUCUCGACGAGAUUGCGAAGGGGGCUGAUGCGACCACCGUGAGCGGCUCCUUGCCUGCUGCAGGAGUCCUCCGUGCUCGCGUCCAGGCGCUCAAGCACCGCAAUGAGGCCACCAAGAAGAGCGUGACGCAGCUGCGCGCGAGGAGCAAGGAUGUCGAGAUGAAGUACAAGCAGCUCGUGGCGCUGUGCACAAGCAUCCAGGAGGCCGACGUGGACGCCGUGGUGGACAGCCUGUUACGGGCAGUCGAGAGCGAAAAGGGCGAUUUGGAGAUUGGUCGCGUGCGGCGGUUCCUGGGUGGCAUCGACGGCGUUGUUGGAUAG
Messenger RNA from Microdochium trichocladiopsis, 2271 nucleotides. RefSeq lists its product as uncharacterized. Gene Ontology annotation, molecular function: transcription coactivator activity; DNA binding; protein binding. The coding region runs from base 1 to 2271 and encodes 756 amino acids. The record is from RefSeq and is a predicted model, not a curated record. The transcript has 2 exons. NCBI's taxonomy places the organism in Eukaryota, Fungi, Ascomycota, Sordariomycetes, Xylariales, Microdochiaceae. Gene Ontology annotation, cellular component: MBF transcription complex; SBF transcription complex.